Porites lobata is the source of this 25999-nucleotide messenger RNA. NCBI's taxonomy places the organism in Eukaryota, Metazoa, Cnidaria, Anthozoa, Scleractinia, Poritidae. The record is from the annotation of a GenBank genome assembly.
AGAGCCACCACACAAAAACAAUCCUUGAUACGGCAAGUGACGAUUUCGUUGACGAAACCGACGAUUUGAUGGAAAAUGUGCGACGAAAGGUACGUCCGCACCAAUACCCAUGCCAGUCAGACGCUCAAUACUAGAACCAUGCACUUACAGUCCUAAAGCAAUCGGAGUCCCUAUGGUUUUAAAUAUAAUCAGUUAUGUUUAUAUUUCAUUUUAAUUCACCGGCCCUGUUAUUAAUUUACAGACAGUCAAAUUAACUUUGAAUAUCGAUAAAUCAUUUUCGAGAGAAAUACUAUGAUAAUUGUGGGCGGUUGUGCUCCAGGGCACGCUAUCGCUGUGUAACUUAAAAAAAUUGCUUGACAGUGGCAAAACGCCAUACAAACCGAAUGAGCAAUAAUAGGGUGUUUUCAUUAAGCCUGAACGAAAAUUUCGCUGUUCCUUAUUCAGUUCGGGAGUAUGCCAGUUUUGGAAGAAGCGAAAACAAUAGUCUACGUCACCAACCAUAACAUGAUCACCAUGGCGAUGGCCAUUUUCAAAACAUACAAAAUGGCGGACAAGGGAGAGGAGAAGAACGAGUAUUGACCAAAAUUCUCGUUUAUUCUUGUUUUAUCGAGCCUUUUAUUUGUCUUUUUGUUACUAUGAAUUGGGAAGUACCUUGAGGACAGGGAGUAACCAUUCUUGCGCUAUAGUUCUUCGCUUAUCGCGCGCUUAGUAGGCACUGCGUACUCACUGCGUAUGUAAUCAGUACAUCGAAAAUAGGUAAGCACGCUAACAAGUUUGUGCCUAUUUAUUUCAUCAUUUUUUUAUAUCAUAAGGAAAAAAGAAUGCUUUGGAAACAACUAAAAAGUGAGUUGUUCUAUAAUUCAUUGUAAUUUUUCCCGUUGCAUCUGUUUCACUCCCGCGAGUGAGCGACUGGCCGGAGAAGACGGCUGUAAUUCAGGUUAGUGUUUUGGUGCAAGCGAGUCAUUUGUGAGUAAAAUAUCUGUUUUUUCGAAUAUGAUGUUCUGUUGGUUUAUGUCUUGAAGCAGUUCCGUCCAGGUAUACAACAGGUUUACAAGGGAUUUCUGAGGGUAUUGUGCCCGCGUUUUCUUCUUGAAAACCCACAAAGUGAAAAUCUUACUUAUCAUCCCAGAUCAUUUUUUUUUGUCCCGCUUCAAAAAAACCUGUUGCUUUCAAUUAUUCCACUUUCUGAAGUUAACUGAUUAUUUGGUCAAGCUUAACAAAUGCAAGAGGCUCUUAAGAAUUUAAUAUACAUAUUGGAAAACUAAGAAUUAUGCUUCUUACAUGCUUUUGGAUCUGUUGAUUAAAAUGGGAUACUAUAGUCUUGGUAGUCCACCGGAUUUGACCAGAGGUCAGAGAUCAACAAGGUUAUGAUUUGUUAUAAAAUAUCCUCUUGUAAGGGAUUUGAUGUUACAUCCAAAUAAUACUAAAUUACUGUUUUUAACUCUGGGGUUGCCUUUAAACCAAAGGCAUUGUAACUUUGAGGAGCACUUUUCUCCAAGUCUUCUCUGUGGGGACCCUCAAACAAUUCUAUUAGACAAGGUUUGGCCCAAAAUAAUAAAUGAUUACUGCCCUUGGCAUGGACACAACAUAAGUUUUCCAAAGUUCUUUUUCAUAGCCGGUUCUUCAUGUUUCUAUUGAACAGCACUUUCAAGAAAACAAAGCUCACACAUCAGAGUAAAGAUACAAUAAAAGUUAUUUAUUGUUAUAUUUUGUUUUUUUGUAAAUAAACAUUUUAUUUUAGGUCCUGACAGUUAAUUCUUUCCGUAUUACUGUUUUUGAUCCUGACCUGCAUGACUCGCUGCCAUGGCUACCUGGCUCGCAUAUUAUACACACUUUUUAUCUCAAAAUCUUGUUUUUUAACACCUUCUUGGACAUGAAAACCAAAAUCCAAAACUUAAUUGAUAUAAUGAAGACAGUAGCAGCUGACAUCGAUUUUCAAUAGUUAUCUUGUGAGAUGUCUCUCAUGUAUUAUUUAUUGGGGAGGAUGAUUUGUAGAAGACGAUGCAUUAACAUAGAUGCUUUUUCAUCAAGAGAAUCUCAAUAAUUUAGGAUUUAUUCAAAUACACACAUAUUCGAUAUUAUGACAUCAAAUGUGGGCUUAUUGCUCAUGUAAAGGGAUUGAUGGGGGAGAGUGUGGCAUUUUUCAUGUUUCUGAUUGACCUUUUGCGCAGCACAGGGACUGAACAUAUUAUGUAUUUGGCAUCUGUAAAGUAUAAACAAUAUUUGACGCGAGGGAUUGAACAUUAUGUAGAGAAAAUCUUCACAAGCCUCCACUUCCAUGACUCCUUCCUCAUCUAUCUCCUUUAAAGCCCCUUGAAUAAGGGCCACAGUCUCUUCUAUGGUUGAAUGGUCAUUGAGUGUGAGCUUCCACUCACAAGGUACAUAAGCCCCCCCUCCAACCUGUUUCCCUCUUACCCAUUUUUGAAAGGGUCAAAGGAGGGGCUUUUGUGGUGGGUAAGCCUGUGACCACACUACAAAGAAACAAAAAAAACAUGGUUAAUUCUAUUGAGGUAGGGUUGAAGUUGGACAUUAAAUUUUUCAUUACAGUGGAACAUAAGGCGAACCUAAAGCAAUAUUUUGCCCUCAGAGCACAAAUAUGUCGUUCUGAAGAUAUUUAGCAUUUUGUCUUCCUGGUUGCUUUUCCCAGCUUUUUGGCACAAACGCGACAACAUGUUUGUAAUAUCUCCACAUGUUUGUCUACAUUUUUGACGGAAAUCCUGAUCAAAAUAAAAGAAAUCAAUGUAAGAACCUACUCACACUGAUUUAAAACUAAUUCCACACACAUGAUCUGGAUCAAUAAAGUGAUUUCUAGAUGAGAGUCGCAUAAAUUGCCGGUGAACACGACCAAAAACAGACCUGAUCGAUUAUAACUGAAACUACAUAUACAGGCUAAGGCAUAACCAUCAAUAUCAGUAACCCUUCCUGUCCGUUGGCAAUUUUCAAUGUGUGGUUGCCAUUUUUACUAGGUUGUUGCCAUCGAUGAAACUUUGCCUGAACACACUUUAAACGUUGUAGUUUUGAGGAAAAUUAGUCUUGACUUCGUAAAAAUUCGGCAACAUACUGAAAACUAAACAUAAAGUCAUGUACUUACAUUCGAUACCCGUCAAGAUGGCGGCGGCGGCGUCGAAGGCCAUUUGAAAACUGUCGCUUUUAACUACCGAAAUGUGGCAGGAAAGUUCCCUUGACAUUCAAAAAGCAAGGAGAAGGCUUCUUCACCGGUACUGCUAGCUCGGAAGUCCCGGAUAUUGAACGAGGAGAAGUGGAACAGGCUUUGAAAAAAGCUCCCUUGUUUCUUGCGAUUAUUUUUUCCUAUUUUUGCGUGUUUUUAGCAGAACAAUGGAAUCAUGACGUCAUCGCUUCUUCCAAAACUGGCAUACUCCCGAACUGUUAUUCCAGUCAAAAUGAGAAAAAUUAUUAUUGCAAAGGGCAUUAUUGACCACCUGAUUAUUCCAUUAUUCUAAAGGACAAGAUUUCUGUGAUUAUUUAUCUUCAGUCACUGAAAAAGAAUUACUUUACACAGAAAUUUUUGUACUUCAUACUACUUCAAGAAAACCAUUGAAGUUUGACCAUUUUCUAAUCCCCUAUACUGCCCCCUCCCCCUCCCAAUGUGUCGUUAAUGAUGUAUAUUUUGCAAACCCUCCAUUCUUACUUUAGGUUAUAAAAAAGCCGCAAUCCUUAUGACAGCCGCUUUGUUUGUGUGACUCAACAUCUAGGAUAUAAACAAGUUCUGAUGUGAUUCAGUUUGUUUUUGAAAUCAAGUAAAAAGUAAUUAUAAAUGCGAGGUAGUGUUAAACGGAGUGAUUCUCACUUAGCCGAAGCUUAAUUUUAUGUAAGAGAUGAAUGCAUUUAAUCGCUUUAUUUUGAGUCAUUUAAGGCAAUGGACUACAAAAGCUUAACGUUCGACUCUUUUAUCAGCCGGUUGGCGCCAUUUUUAAUUAUAGUUUUCCUCCUUACUGAAACAUGGCGCGCUAUUUCUUCGGGCCAAAUCUAAUUAUUAGAAUUAUUAGAAAUAACUACAGUCAAACCUAUAUCUUUGGGAAUGGCUUACUGACCGCUUAAUACAGGUUGACUCUUUCAUACAAGUUUGACAAACCUAUCUACGACCGGAGUUUAUCAAGAAAAUCAAGAUGGUGACAAAGCGAAAUAUCCACAACACGGCAACUGUUGAAAGGGUACACAAACUGUUUUACCUUUUUUUGUGCCAAAGUGACCGUUGAAGAGGUGGAGACAAUAAAAAAUAAGUCGUUGGGACCAUGAAAAAGGUGACCUCUUCAGAAUAUAAGGCCCCGUUCAGACGCCGCUCCACUCAUGUGCCGAACCUAACUGAUGAUUUAAGUACGGCAAAAGAGCGGCGUCUGAAUCAAUUUGGUACGGCACUUUUAGUUUGGUGCGGCAAAAGCGUUAAGUUCGACAGAGUCUGUCGGACUUUUGUCGAACUUAACUUAGGUUCGACACACGGUACGCCGUCUGAAUCAGAUGUCGCGCCAGUGUCGCUCCAAAGUCGAACUUCUUCAGUUAGGUUCGGCACAUGAAAAGUACGGCGUCUGAACCAGGUCUAAGAAACCACUUACUACAGGUCAGUUCUAUAGUAAUUCCGGGACUUACGAAAGUGACCGCUUAAUGCAGGUCCACUCAACUUAAUAGCGGAGCUCCCGCGCGCGCGCAGCGGAGCACCAUGGGUAAGAAAAUUUGGUAAACUAUCCAUUCCAGAAAAUUUGGUUAUGACGUAGCGUACGCCCGUCCGUACACACACUUCAUGUAAGCCGAUGUCAAAUGUCACAAUAGAUCUUGCACAACUUGACUAGCCUCUUAGUUAUGUAAGCCAUCCGUAUGAGUACGAUUAGAUUGACAGCUGUCAAAAUCAGACAUCCGCUGACAAUUAUCACAUGACCGUCUCGCGGGCUCAGAUAAAAAACCAGUCGUUUUGCCCCUAUAUAUAAGCUGCUAUAAUAUGUCACACUUACCAAUUCAACAUAAAAACGAAACUACGCCGGGCAAGGCUGUCAGUUGGCUGAGAGUCGUUUAAAGUUACAUUGGCAGGCCAAAUUAAGGUCAAUUGACAGCUUUCAAAAUGGGACAUGUGCAGACCGCUAUCAGAAAACUAAUAACGAGGGCUCAGGUUCGCUCAGGUACACGAUCUGGCAUUUUCCACUACAUGCCGGACAGAAAUGUCCUACUCACACUCGUAGUCUGAUAAUUCGAAUAUUCGCCAUUCUAAUAAAGGUUAAUUGACAGCUGUCAAACUAGAGUAUACGCUGACCAUCAUCGCCUGAGUGGAUCGCGGGCUCAUUUUUCUAUCUAUUGAGGUCACGUAGUGUUUAAAGUUUUGCGCUGACAAUGUUAUUUCUGACGAAUGAGCCCGCGAAGAAGGCAGAAAUAAAUAUUUUGACGGCACGAGAUACAACAGGGCCUGGGUACUAGGCCGGGUGCACCAUGGGUAGCCAUAUCGGGGGUAUAUAAGGUUGCGUAUAUCACGUGUUCGUCAUCUAGGCUUACGAACCAACCUCUCCUCGGUUUUUCUUAAAUUUUUGUUUUAUUUAUUUUAGGAGCAACAUAUUCUCGAUUACAUUGUAAAGUCCCGUAGGAAGGGCUUUGAGCUUGAGCCUUGGUUCCUACCCAGAUUUCCUGCCCGCAUUUUUUCCCUUCGGGGUUUUUUUGGGCAGGUUUUUUCUGGCCUCCGUCUGACCGCAUUUACUUCAGCUUGUAAGCGGUAGCUCAGCUCUGCUAGUUUUCAGCCUUUUUCCCGUUUCUUAUUUUAUGUACUUGUACACUAGUUAUCUCAGUUUUGCACCUGCUCCUUUACUUGAUAUAUUUAGUUUCCAUGUAUGCUUAGGUCAGCUGUCCCGGAACCGCUCUUUAGGAGGCGACGUAAGUCUCGUUUGACGCAGUUAGGUUGCAGGCAAUGUUACAGACCUCUAGCCAGGGUCGUUAUUCAUUGUUUACCCUCAAUGUCCCGCCCUAGCCUUUUAUGGCAGUCUUACUGGUUAUUGGGCUACGUGCCUUGUUGGGUACAUUAGUGGAGAUAAUUCCCAGUUUUCCUGGCACUCAGCUUCUGUGCUCCUGAAGUGUUCCCGGUCGCAGUUAUACGUUUAUCACAGUUUUAUUAAAUUUCCCCGGCCUAACUGGCACUAAGCCUGCGUGCUUAUUUGGGCGAUUCAGGUCGAGAUCGACCAGUUGUAGCAGUUUUUUCUUUUUGCUUAGCCUCUGUGCUCCUACCGUGUUCCUCGUGCCAGUUAUGCGUUGUCUGAGUUUUAUUAAUUAGUUUCCCCAGCCUAACUGGCAGCCUAACUGGCACUAAGCCUGUGUGCUUAUUUGGGGGAUUCAGGUCGAGAUCGACCAGUUGUGAGGAGUUUUUUCUUUUUGUUUAGCCUCUGUGCUACUACCGUGUUCCGUGUGCCAGUUAUGCGUUGUCUGAGUUUUAUUAAUUAGUUUCCCCAGAAUGACUGGCAGCCUACCUGGCACUAAGCCUGCCUGCUUAAAUGGGAGAUUCAGGUCAAGAACGACCAUUUGUCGCACGAGUUUUAUCUUUUUGUGAAAGCUAGUUUACAAGUGUUGUACAUUGGGUAUUCACCAGUAUUCACCUAUUAUUGUAUUUACAUAAAUACUUUGUAGGGUUGGUUCUCGCCAAGCUGUCCCAAAAUAAACUUAUUUGCCAUUACGUUUUGUCUGUUGAUGUUGUGUAGUGGAGUCAAAAUUGUUAUUUGAUCACGGGCUCCAUUCGAAGCCCCAUAGCUUUAUAGAAAAUCUAUCCAUCCUAGAAAAUUCGGCAAACACGUGACCGUACACCGACCACCCGACCCUCCGUCCGUCCGCACCACAGGCAUACCAAUGUUUAAUGUCACACUUUCUAGCUAGUUUGGGAGCCUGCAACCUGAUAUUGUACAUCCAUGUUUUGAUUAAUUGACAGCUGUCAAAACAGUGUUUCUGCUGACCAGUAUCGCCUGACCGUAUCGCGGGCUCAGGUAUCGACCCUCUGAGUUCGAGUAAUAUAUUGAAGGUAUUCGCUGACAAGUUGCUACUUUUCAAAUGAUCGUAGACUCAAGUUCAAUUUUUUUAAAAUGCAUAUGAAAUAAGUCGUGUUUCAUGAGCGGCACUUUUAAAAUGUUGAUUUCGAACUGAUCUCGGACACGAAAAUUCAACCGGCUUUUACAUUUACAUGCAGGGAAGGCAAUCGCUUUUGACUUUUCUCACUGUCACGCGUUGAUCACGCUCUACGUCCAAUUUUUAUGUUCUGAUUGGUCAAAAUUUGACAGGUGAGUUUAUGCGGAAAAUUUUUGCAGCGUCUGGAAACUUGCUUACUGAUAGCUGGAGCUGAGAGAGUUUUGUGUCAUCUUGUGAUGUUUUAAACUGUCUUUUUCUACUUGGUCUACAAAAUGAAAUACAGCUGCUAUCAAAAUUGUUCUGUAAUUCGUGGCUGGUUUGUUUAUUGCGCUUUUUGUUGACAAAUGCACCGCUUGUCAAGGUCAUUGGAAAUCCGAUUUCGGAUGGCAUCGUUUCCAAAAAUGAGCUUACUCACUUGCCCUUGCUUGAGGUGUAAGAAGGUUGAAAAGUCUCAAGCGAUUCCGGAACACUUGAUGACCUUCAGAAGCAGCAUCUCGACUGGUAAGCUUGAGCCAUUAUUGUUUUUGAUGUUUUUUUUUUUUUCGGUUUCCUGAAGUCGAGCGUAUGGUUUAUGCGGCUUAAGUUAAAACACGAGCAAUGAUCUAACCUACAAUACUAUCAGGUGUAAAAAGCCUUUAGACAUUUUUUGACCCGCAAAUUCAAAGAAAAGGUUCCGAAGAUUAUUUAGUUAUGAUUUUGGCUGUAAACAGAAAGCUCUGAGCGAUUUUCUUGCCUCGAGUUCAUCUUGAAAAAGAGCGAACACCGGGAAGCUGGCUUAAAACAUAAAUAAGCUUAUGCUUGCCUGACUCAUGAUUUUCUGAGACGUUACUCUCAAUACUUCUCUUCGUGAAUGAAAGUUAUUGUCUCUGUACAUGUUUCACCGAAUUAAACUUAUUUUAUUGAUUGUUAGUAGUCCCUCUCGCAAUUUUCAUCGCUGCACCGGUUGUUUCCAGUCGAACAUAAACAUCCCAUGUAGGAAUACUCAAAACGCCGCGCGUAAAUAUCACUCGCUUUUAAAGAUUACACAUAACAAAAUCAUACACAGUUUAAUGAAUUAAGGGAAAUAAAACCUAAACAUAACAAUUUCUCUAUCAUGUUGAAGCGUAAAUGGUAACUCUAUUAAUCGCACUGCAAAUUUGGUGCCUGUCAAAAGUGAGAACCCGUUCGGCUGGCCGAAAAGUGAUUUUGGGAAUUUUUUUUAUCGUUUUCAUAAAAAGCCCAUAAUUAUUACCCCGCAUAUCCCAUAGGACCAGAUUUUUCUAACAGAAAACGUUUUAUAAUUCAAUGCUAUAAUUUGUUGUGCAAAGGAAGCGCGUGCUUUGAUCGUCGUGGAUAUUGAAUGAGUGCAAAUUCUCUUGCAAAAUUGUGAAAAACUGCAGAAUUAUAGGUUUAAAUAGGGCAAAAAAGAACAAAUUCUGUCCGAGGUCUGUGUACUUUUUACCUGAGACGUGAUGAGAAAAAGUAUGUUUAAAAGGCUGGUUUACACGCCACCAGAUUCGUCGCCAAGAUUUACUAGUAAACUUAACUUGUCGAACACAAAAAAUCCGGCCUGAUUUUUAUUUUGGCCUUUCUUUUAGACAGAGGAAUGCAACGUGUAAAUUGGCUGGCACCAAGGACUAUCGUGGCGCAUGUGUUUCUUAAAAUUAUAUUUCGGGGUUGUCCAAUUAUCCAUAGUCUCUCUAACGGAGCAAUGUUGGAGAGACUGGUGAAUGCCACAUUAUGAUGCUACAGCUAAAGCAAAUACAAUACACGAAUAGGUCUAUUUGUUUUCCAGGCCUAAUCUACUGUGAUCGAACAUGAUUGCUAUUUUUCGGUGUACAAAUAACUUGAUGUAAAAUUUGUUUCACUCUUGGACGGUCAAAUUCUGAUUUUUCUCUAAAAUCACUCAGACUUUGCCUCAAAAGUCAAAUGAAUGUGCCCUGAUCUGUGAAUUACAAGUUUAUUGUUUGAUUUAAAUUAUGAAUUUAUUAACGGGAGCUUCGCUUUUAGCCCUGGCUAAAUCUAUAUAUUACUACUUCAGAAAACCAUUGACGUUUGACCAUUUUCUAAUCCCCACGCAAUACCAGCCAUCAUUUCCUAGCCUUAAAAACAUUCUUAUGAAACCUGGCAAAAGAUAGAGAACCAACCUCGACAACCUCUUCUUAGUCAGAGUACAAAGAACCUCCAAUUAUAUCGUAGAAACGAGGAAGGUCUCUGAAGGAUAUACUCGUAAAAGCUAAACUCUGAGAAUUAGAUGAAUUAAAGGCUGUAAACACGUGGGUGGAAAGCGUGAGGUCAGGCUUCUCUUUAUCAUGUGAUAUGUUGCAAUUUAUCGCGCGACCUAAUUUUCUCAUUUAUCGGGCGAUAACUUAACAAUAAAUAAAUCUCAUGUCCUUUACGGGCCACCGAAAGUAUGGCCAUAUUUUAGCAAGGACGAAAAUCAAAAUGGCACAGACUGGCAGAUAAAAAUAAGUAGCUUAAUUUGAGGUCAGGCGGUGUGCGUCACGAGAUUCGACCAAUCAGAAUGCGUCAUUUGUGGAGUGAUUUUCGCGCUCGGAAAGAGCUGUUUUCAGAGUAUACGUGGUGAAAUUUUCGCUUUAUUCCAAGCUUGUGUUAGCAAUUUCGACACUAUACCGCCGUGAAAAAAUGUUGGAACACUUUAUCGUGAGAGCAGUUGCGUUACUUUUAAAUAUUUUGCUUUCUUGAGCGUUUGUGACAAGUUUGAAUUGCUCGGUCAUGUGCAGGCCGCCAUGAUGAUUUGAGUGUGGUUUUUGCCGUUCUUCUUGGAUUUAUUGCUGGUUACUGUUAGCGGUUUUAUCGAAUUAUUUUGGCCAUCUUGUUACUUCAACGUUUCUUCUUUGCAAAUUUCGGGGUCUACCCGGGUCUACCCCUGUUAGUUUUCCCGUUAUGAGCCGUUGAAAGUGUCUUGGAAUUAAGACAUCGUCUCAGCCAAGUGGCACAAGUCCCGGGAAACGGGCUGAGAAAAUAUGCCGAAGCGGAAGCCGACGUGAAGCGAGUAACGCCAAAUCCAGGAAGAGUUUGCUCCAUUUUAAAGCACAAAAGGUAAAUAAGUUUGAGUAUUGUAAUAACCUUUGGAAACAAAACAUUUUUCAUAACCUAGUGCGGAAACUGAAAGCGUGACUUUAAAAUAAUUUGCAUGCGGUGUGUGCUACGUGUAUGCAAAUCUUUGUGUAAACUUAUGUGAGGGAAUAAAUUGUUAUAAAUCUCUACCAAAACACAAAACCAUUAUCGAAGAUCCAGACAACAUCAUACAGGAUUUUAAAACUGUGAGGUUAGGUUUUACUUUAUAACAAGAUCGAUAUACUGCGCUCACUUCAAUGACCGCACAGACAAGAUCGUGGUUUAUUUCACUGUUUAUUUCUGCGGCUGUAGCUUCGGUGAAAUUCCGAUUGUGCUGCAGCUGUUCGGCUCUUUCGGCCUGUUUCCCCUUCCCUGACAGAAGAUUUAUUUGCGCAUAAGGAUUUCAAACGGGCACUGUUUUCAAAAUAAUAUAAACUUGUCGAUGAAAAUAAAAUUGUUAUGAGAGACGAUUUCUCACCUUGCUGUUUGCACGCGCUCCCCCUGCUUAAUGCCGGUAACAAAGUCCAUCAAAUAUAUAAACAGUUCUAAUUUACGAAUUUUUUUUUUAGUUAAGCAAAUCCAGGUAUGAACUACAGAUCUCUUUCACUAUGAGAUAAAAACAUACAUAUAAACCAAACAGUACAUAAAAUCUUAUGAGAAGCAGGAAAUUAGUCGCCGCUCAAAGUCGGCUAGAUCGCACGAUCGUCUCCGAAUCGCGAUAAACUUCUUGAAAUUGCCUUAUGAAGCCAAUAGCAAGCAUCUAAGGCCACUAUGAGAUCUUGAAAAUUCUCGAAAUCGCUCUCUUCAGUAAUGUUUUUCGGAAAAGGCAGCAGUGUUUUGAACCCUGGGUUUGAUUCAUUUCUCUUACGAGAUGCGAACUCGACCGUGUCACGAUUGAAAUGAGGCACAGUAACAGUUUUACCCAUGAACCUUUGUGGGCCGUGACGCAUGAGGCGUAAUUAAGAGCCAAUGUCUGUAAUUUUCGAGGAUCGGUUGACAGUCGUGAAUUUUUGAAUUUCUUCAUAUUUUGCUCAAGUAAUCUCUAUAGUACACUAAUUUCAAAAAUCACGUUAAAACUUGUAACAGCUUUUUUAUUUUUUCAGGAAUCAGGCAAAGUUUGAAAAACUCUAAAUCGGCGCUCUUUCGAGUAUGAAAUUAGCGAAAAUUGAGCAUUUUCUUCGCGCUCGUACAUAAAAACGGAACAAUAUCUCUAGGUGAAAUCAAGUCACAAAACAGACACACAUUUUUACUCUAUAAUUCAGCAGUUAACUUUAAAUAAACCGUUUAAAUGUGACUGUACCGGCCGCAAGAAGAAUCACGGUUUCAGCACUUUUCAAAAAUGGCAAAUUUGACCUAACUUCACUAUCGUAAAAACCCAGUUGGUACAUGGAAUUUCAGUAUGAAACAAGAACUGCAUUGAAGCAUAUCCUUUGCUGUUGUUUGUGUUAAAAUAUUUCUGGCGGCAUUCCAAAUGCACACCGUCGAGAGACCAAAACCUGAAGGGUAUUUUGACACCAGGAAAGCGCGUGCAAGAAACAAGUUUCAAAGCUUGGAAUAUUAAUCCUUCGCAAACCUAAGUUACUUCGACAUUUCAACCCUAGUCAGAGUUGUAACGGUUUCAGAUUAUAUUUCGGCGUUUCUGUUCGGUUUAACAUGAUUCCUUUCAACCGAUUUUUGCGAUAAACCAUAAUGAAGAGACGAAUACGCAGUUCAAAUCACAGUUAGUACAGGGGAAUAUUGUCGAAAUACUCGCUUGCUAUAGUUUUAAUCGUAUUGAAACCUUAAUAUCAGAAAAGUUAUUUACUUACCAGAAUUUAAAUGCUAGACAGGGUCACAGUACUGCUAACUAAAUUCUGCAUCUCGGCAGAAUCGAAGUUAAGUUUGUAUAUGUUUUCAAUCUGUCAACACGAGGGAAGAUGACAUUCUGGAAGUGCGUGACGCGUAACGCGCCGAAAAAGAAAUUCCUGGUAUAAGUGUUUUACGGUGCAAGUCUUUGUUGUAUGUUCGUACAGCAUCUCGCACAUAUUCAAACUUGGUUUGUGGCGCCUGUGGCCCCAGUAAUGCUGAACGUAUUGCGAUCAUAGAAAAGAUGUCGUGAGUCACUUGGUAUGCUCCUGACUUGUUAGUCACGUGAGUAUGUAGGGCAAUAACCAAACAUCGACCCUACCAUGCUAAUGAUAAAAGUAAGGUUUUCUGCAUUUACGUUAGGUGAUCUUUGUUUGAUCCACAAAAUUGGCGCAUGAAAAUAAGAGUUUUUCCUCACCACCUCUGAAUGUUUGGUUCCGGGUAGCGGUGCAACAAAUCACGUGGUACCUUUCUAGAUCAACCUACUGGCUGCUCAUAGAGGGGUCCAUAAAGGCACAUUGAUUGAUACGCAGACGUUUUCUAAGCGACGAAUGUGCAGCUUUUACACUCCUCUUUCGUUUCGAAAAUAAACAAGCACGCGAGCGAAGCGAGUGCGCGAGAGAGCCCCUUGCUCUACUGGUCAAUAAAUCCCCCGCGGCUUUUAUUUUCAUACGCAAAAUCGACGAUCUCCAAAGAGAAAAUAGAUCGACGAUCUCUAAUGAAAAAGUAGAGGGUCCGUGAACAGGCUACGAAGGUGCUUGCUAUUAUUUUAGUGAACUUUACAAGAGGUCUCAGGUGAUUAUGCUAACGUCAUAAAAAGUCUACUUUAGGAAAGGAUGAGGAGAUGGAUGGGUUGGUUGGCAUUGGGUUCUCCAUUAGGCUCAACCCUACACAUACAAAAAUUCAUGUAUUUAUCACUACAUUUAGAGCGAACAGACUUUGUUUGAUCCACAAAAUUGGCGCAUAAAAUCAAAAGUUUUUCCUCACCACCGCUAAAUGUUUGGUUCCGGGUGGCGGAGAACAAAGCGCGUUGUACCGUUCCAGAACAGCCUACGGGCCAUGCUGGCUGCUCAUUUAAAAGGGAUCCGUAAAGGCACAUUAAUUGAUGACUCUGUGCGGCCUGAAGAAAAUUAUAUACGCAGACGAUUUCUGAGUGACGAAGGUGCUGCCUUUACACUUCUUUUUCUUUUCGAAAAUGGCCACGGACUUCUCUCCUCGCUCCUCGCCGCUAGGCGGUCGUUUUUUCCUGAGAGAUACCACCACGAAGGAGUUUUAGCACGCAAGUCACUGCUGGUGCAGACCUAGAAAAAGGGCAUUCUCCAUCUGAAAUUUUAAAUCGAAAUGAAAGGCUGUUUUCAGCCUUUUAUCUCUUUUCUCCGCAACGUAUUUGGUUAAAAGAUAGUAAGUAAAAUGGCUGAGGCACUUUAAAGCAUUUUUUUCAUUUUCGCGACGGAUUUUGACGUUAUGAAAAAGAAUUUGUCAGUGAAUUGGUUUAUUUUCUAGCCUGCGAACAAGUGCCGGGGGGAUGGUGGUCGAUAGAGCCAGGUGACUACACCUUUUUUCAGGCGGGAGCUAGCAGUACGUAAAUUCUGGUCUACCCCAUACUGUGUAGACUGGCCUUUAAGGGCCUCUGUUCGGGGGGCGAGGGAUCAGUACAAUUCGUCAACUGCAGGUUGAGGUCUCGCCAGAAGAUGCCCUUGCUGCAGAGGAGCAAAGCAAUACUACUUUCAGUAAUUUAAACAUAUUAAAUACUUGUAUUUCGCUCAUCAAAUGUGUCCAUUGUCCAUUUUCGAUUUGUGGUUUUUCAGGAAUGUUCUUUUGUGGAGCAUUGGCCAAUUUUCUUUAAACAGUUUUACUCGUUUCCAUUUCGCUGCUCUACCCUCAUGUUGCAUAUGGCGUACGUGUGUACCUAAAUCCCUCAAUUCAUACUGAGGUGAUCGAUAAAGAAGUCUAUACUCUAAGCCGGGUUAAGAUUAGUUUAUGACAAGCAAAGGCGCAGAAGGCUAAGUGCAAAUAAAAAAAACUAGUUUGAAAAGUUUUGCAGACUGGGCUUACUCUAUUUGUUUUCUUUCUCUAUUUGAGUUUCGGCUGGUGACAUCCUAAAAUCAAGUUUAGUUCCACAUGUUUUGGGAAUAUAAAAUAUAAAACUAAAAAAAGCAGUGUUAAUUGUACACUCGUGCGAUGAUGAUCCUGGUCCGUACAGUUGCGUGACCAGACUCAAAUUACACACGGGCUUUCAUCACGCAUCACAGCGUUUAGUCUGAGGCUAAACGACGGAAGAUUUCAGUAAACUGCGGCCACUUGCGGUUGAAACGACUGUGGUAAGUAAUUCUUAGAGAUCUCGAAUCCUAUUUAGAGCUAGCACGCCGUUUCUAGCGGCUUUAUUUUAGGCGCAGAAACUCGAAGUUAAUAUUUACACUCCAUGAGAACUUAACAGCGUUGUCUUUUUCAGCCACUUGCGUGCAAUCAAAUGCAGUGUUAAUCUACUUAGUUCUUUUUUAUAACCAUCAAAUUGAAAAGCGUUUUUCAAAAGAUUUUUAGAGCUUCCCGUAAUGUGCCCCUUGUAAAAGAAGCUAAGUUAGCAAAAACUUUUGUGUGCCUACACUCGCGGCUAGCUUGUUCUUAGCGUUCCAACGUGCGAAACUACGCUGCACGUUUCGGUGUCUCAGCGACGCACUUUUGUAAUGCCGCCAAAAAUUUUUUAACACAAGAAACGGCAAAGAAUAUGCUUUAAAAUAGUGUUUGUUUCAUGUUGAAAUUCCAUGUAUCAGUUGUUUUCUUCGAUGGUGAAGUUAGCUCAAAUUUGCCAUUUUUGAAAAGAGCCGAAAUCGUGUUUCUUCUUGCGGCCAACACCCAGUCACAUUUAAACAGCUUAUCUAAAGAUAAUUGCAGAAUUAUAAAGUACAAGUCUGUGUUUUCCUUGUGCCUUGAUUUCAUUUAGAGAUGUCAUCCCGUUUUUAUGUACAAGCGCGAAGAAAAUGCUUAAUUUUCGCCAAUUUCAAACUCGAAAGAGCGCCGAUUUGGCGUUUUUCUAACUUUGCCCGAUUCAGGAAAAAAUAAAAAGCCGUUACAAGUUUUAAUGUGAUUUUUGAAAUUAGUGUGCUAUAGAGAUUAUGUGGGCAAAAUAUGAAGAAAUUCAAAAAUUCACGACUGUCAACCGCUUCUCGAAAAUUACAGACAUUGGCUCUUAAGCGUUCACUGCGAGAGCACGCCCUGGAGCACAACUGCCCACAAUACUAUUAAUAGAAAAGGCCAACUAUUCAUUAAUAACAGGGCCAGUGACUUAAAAUGAAAUAUAAUUAAUGGCUUAACCACAUGUGUUUAACAAGAUCAACACAUUUAAUUUGCGCUUGUCUAGUCGAUUUUGUUCAGUUUUUGCCAGGGGCAAAUUGCGAACCGCAGACGCAUUUCCGGUCGGAAGAGAAGCGACGACCGGAAAUGCGUCUGCGGUUCGCAGGCUAACAACAGAACAGAUAAUAGUUUUAUUUACAGGGGGGGCCGUGUGAGGGCUCCAAAAACCGCAAUACCGCACGUGGUAGAGAAAGAAAACCGCAAUACCGCAUCGAAAUUUACCCAAAUACCGAAACCGCAGUUACAAAUGGUAAAAAAGUUGCCCAUCUCAAGACUAACAUCCCCCUUUUAAAUAGAAAUAACAUUUUUAUGUCAGUGUUUCCAAAUCAAGGUGCGUCGAUGUUAAGGGUACAAUAAACAUACGACCAUUUCACUCGUUUUUGUUCAUUAAAAACGUUAACGUAAAUGAUAUAACAGGCGUUCUCUAGUAUUACUUUAUUUAUGACUGACCUGGAUCAUAAACUCUGACGGAAAACAGCUGACUCCUAUGAGGCUGUCUCCUGUUCACAUUUGACUCGGUUCUGUGUUGAAGAUUUUCAAAGUCGACCCAGUUGUCGACCAGUGAAAGGGUUGACUACGUUGGGCUGUCUCUGGGAUUCGAUGGGCACAUAGUACACCCAAAUACUAGUACAUAAGUAUAAAAUUAAAUUCUAUACAUUCCGUCAUGCACAACGAGUAGGACGAGUAGUAAUUUUUAGACCACAUCAUCUUCAUAGGUUAUCUUUCAGCCUUUUCGUGUAAAAACCUUCGUAACAGACAAAAAGACAUUUGUAAUAUGAUAAUCACGAAAAUUGAGUUGCCAGAAUUAUUUCAUAACCCACUCGCGUGCGUGUAAAUUAAACAUGCUGACAAUGAAAUCUUUUAGAAUUUAUACAUGUCGUGUUUACAUUUGAGCUUUUACCAAGGUAAAACUUUACUAAGGUCAAGUUACUUAACCUUGGUACAUUCGUCCAGUGUUUACACUAGCUCAAAUAACUCAAGUUGAUCUGUCAACGCUCCCGCUGUCUGCAUUAUCUACGUCAUGAAAUCAAACUGGCGGGAAUUCUAAAACCAUGCUCGCUUCAAGAAGUAAAGUGGUGGCUUUCGUGGCCAUUGGUUUUUCUUUCUUAAUUCAAGAGCCGCAAACAGAAACGUCAAGAUUUCGUAAGAUGUUGAUGUUACAACACCUCAAGAGCUCGAGGCGAAAACGGAUGGUUUUACUCCGAAUUGCUUUAAAAAAUAUCAGACGAGCUAGACGUGCGUGGGCAUGGCCGCAAAAUCAGUUCUAGUUUGAGAGACUUUUACAAGGAGAUUUCGUGGAAGAUUGGUGGAAAAAAAAAUUUCAGGAUAUCAAGGCGUUCCAAUCAUUCUCUGACUUAUCUGCCAUGAUAGAAACGCUUGGCCGAAAACGUGACAAUCGCACGAUCUGCACACCGCGGGAUGUGACAUAAUUACACCGCACAAGCGGAUAUAUCUGUCAUCUUGACCUUGGUUACCAACUGUAACCAUGCCUGAUCACAGGGUAAUUACAAAUUUUACCUUGGUCAAGUUUCUUUUGUCUUUUGCGGCAUUUAUUAAAGUAUCAGUUAGCGUUUACACACGAACAAUUUUUACCUAGGUAAGUAAACUCUCGUACCUCAGUAAACCGUUCAAGUUUUCACCGAUUACCGCGACAUUAAAUUUAAAUUUACCGCAUACCGCUUAGACUCUGAAAACAGCAAUACCGUACUUUCAAAUAAAAAUUACCGCAAAACUGCACCAAAAAUAACCCAAUUUAAUAGGUCAAUUAAAUUGUUAAAUAGACUAGAAAGUAGUCGAGGUUCCUUUGACGCGUUGAAUAAAGUAAAACAAAGAUGUAUUACAACAAUAGUCUUUGUCAGUUUGUCGGGUUUCUGACAUAUACUGAACAUAUGAAAGUUUCACCUACUAAAAAAAAAUUAGCCAUCGGGAAAAAAAAAAAAAAAAAGAUUUCCACCUUACAUGUACAAGAAAAAAAUCUUGCAUCUCUUAAAAAGCAUUUCAGGUGUAAUUCUUUUUGUCUACAGGUUGAUGAUUGGAAGCCCUAAAAAUAACAGAGAAAAUUGUCCAAGAAAAUGCUUUUGAGCACAAGAAAAACAAACCAGGGUUAAUUUAAUAUAAAGCAAUCGGAGUCCCUAUGGUUUUAAAUAUAAUCAGUUAUGUUUAUAUUUCAUUUUAAUUCACCGGCCCUGUUAUUAAUUUACAGACAGUCAAAUUAACUUUGAAUAUCGAUAAAUCAUUUUCGAGAGAAAUACUAUGAUAAUUGUGGGCGGUUGUGCUCCAGGGCACGCUAUCGCUGUGUAACUUGUAAAAAAUUGCUUGACAGUGGCAAAACGCCAUACAAACCGAAUGAGCAAUAAUAGGGUGUUUUCAUUAAUGCUGAACGAAAAUUUCGCUGUUCCUUAUUCCAGUCAAAAUGAGAAAAAUUAUUAUUGCAAAGGGCAUUAUUGACCACCUGAUUAUUCCAUUAUUCUAAAGGACAAGAUUUCUGUGAUUAUUUAUCUUCAGUCACUGAAAAAGAAUUACUUUACACAGAAAUUUUUGUACUUCAUACUACUUCAAGAAAACCAUUGAAGUUUGACCAUUUUCUAAUCCCCUAUACUGCCCCCUCCCCCUCCCAAUGUGUCGUUAAUGAUGUAUAUUUUGCAAACCCUCCAUUCUUACUUUAGGUUAUAAAAAAGCUGCAAACCUUUUGACAGCCGCUUUGUUUGUGUGACUCAACAUCUAGGAUAUAAACAAGUUCUGAUGUGAUUCAGUUUGUUUUUGAAAUCAAGUAAAAAGUAAUUAUAAAUGCGAGGUAGUGUUAAACGGAGUGAUUCUCAUAUAGCCGAAGCUUAAUUUUAUGUGAAAGAUGAAUGCAUUUAAUCGCUUUAUUUUGAGUCAUUUAAGGCAAUGGACUACAAAAGCUUAACGUUCUAUUCUUUUAUCAGCCGGUUUUGCGCCAUUUUUAAUUAUAGUUUUCCUUCUUACUGAAACAUGGCGCGCUAUUUCUUCGGGCCAAAUCUAAUUAUUAGAAUUAUUAGAAAUAACUACAGUCAAACCUAUAUCUUUGGGAAUGGCUUACUUACCGCUUAAUACAGCUUGACUCUUUCAUACAAGUUUGACAAACCUAUCUAGGACCGGAGUUUAUCAAGAAAAUCAAGAUGGUGACAAAGCGAAAUAUCCACAACACGGCAACUGUUGAAGGGGUACACAAACUGUUUUACCUUUUUUUGUGCCAAAGUGACCGUUGAAUAGGAGGAGACAAUAAAAAAUAACUCGUUUGGACCAUGAAAAAGGUGACCGGGUCAGUUCUAUAGUAAUUCCGGGACUUACGAAAGUGACCGCUUAAUGCAGGUCCACUCAACUUAAUACACGUUAGAUCGUAUGUUAUGAGCUGGGCAAGGAAAGUAAAUAAAUGUUACCGCUUGCUUACUAGCGAUGAAAGAUUUCACUUAAAGAUUCUAAAAUAGAUUUAUGUACUUUUAACAAAUCUCCUUAUUCAAAUGUACGCUUCAUCUAAGAAGAAAAUUAUAACAUAUCAGUUUUUUAAUAUGGAUAAUAUAUAAUCAACAAUCUUACCAUUUUUACCUACGCUAAUAGGGAGGUUACGCAACGACGACGAGGGCGGCUACUAAAAGAUCACUUAAAAAGUGAAUUUGCACUCCCUCAGACUUAACCUCGUUAAAUCCGUCAAAUGUUGGCAAAUUUUUUUGGAGUUGAAUUCUAAAGUGAGGACUGGAUCAAAGUUCAGGAAAAGAAAAAGAAAGUUGUCUUCUGUUUCCGUCCUCGACAAAACGUGAAAUUAGUGCGUAGUUUCACGUUGGAGUCGUGCAACGACGGCAGAGGAACGUAGAAAACAGCAUGAUGGACGUGCAAAGUUGUUGUUUUGCUUGUCCAAACCUAUUUCGUUUUUGCCGUUCUCCUUGCCCUCGCCGCCGUCGUUGCGUAAACUCCCUAAUAAAAAAGUGUGUUCACAGCUCAGUCGCUGAGUUGUCUGAGUUGAGAUCUAGAAUAGCCGGGCAAUAUUUUUAUAGUCUAUAUAUCUAUGUGGUCGAGUGAGCUAGUGAUUAACUAAAGGCUAUUGUAUAAGCAGUUCUCGCUGCUCUUUCGAGCUCUUUGAGCAAUAUUAAAACCUUUCAUGCUCCGGAUGAAAAGCUGGAAAACAAGUCUACGUUUAAUCUAACCACCCGUCCGGGUCAUGAUCUGUAGUCGUUUUAAACUAAAGCACACUUCCAUUUACCUCCCUAAAUAGUGAGCCAUACGCGUUACAAAGCUUGUUUAAAUUUAAAGCGGAAUUCAUGACAACUCAAGAACGGCUAUGCUUAUUUAAAGUCUUUUACUUGUUUCAUUGACGAAAAAUGUUCAGGAACCUAUUUAGCUUCUUUUCCCAAAUCGUCUACCCCCGUUUCACUGUUUCACUUUAUAAGUAACAUAUUCUGGAUAUUUCAGUCGCUUCAAUUGUGUCAAUGAGGCAAUGAACUGUCUUUUUGAGCUUUUAAACACACUCUUUUUCCUGAUCCCGGGAAUAAUAAAUUUUUAGACCAGCAGUGACUUUUAAUUCUUCUGCAAAACCUUGUAGCUGUAAUUGAUGGCAUACUUUAUUCUGCCUUCCAGAAUGAAAGAAUAAAAUUGCUUAUAGAUAAUUGCAGCUUAGUUUCUGAUAUUUGUUCAACAUUCACUUUUUUUUUUUCAUUUAUUUGUGAGCUCUUUGUUGCAGUGUUUUAACGGCUUGUGCUGAGCCGCAAGGUAUCGUUGUAACGAAGUCACUAAUGAUUAAUUUCAAGAUUUUCAGUUAGCUGUUAUAUAACUUUAGAGCUCACUGUUACGUAAGAGUUGAAAUUAAGAAAUAGCCAAGUUUGGUUUAGCCUGCGAACCGCAGACGCAUUUCCGGGACCGGAAAUGCGUCUGCGGUUUGCAGGCUAAGUUUGGUUAGGAAAGGCUCUGGAAAAGUACAUGCACACUGUACAUCACGUGAACUCAUUAGUAAAGAACAAAGAUUUGUUUGUCCCUUUUAUCCAGACGAAUCUGUUAAGAUCUAGCCUAUCCUGUUUUAAUGUGUCAAUCAAGGUGUGUAUCUAGCCUUAAAAUCGAUCAACCCUAGCACUGCAGUCAGUUCAGCUUAGUCGGUGACGGAGUGAACCACAACAGCUUAACUGGACUUUUGAGUACGUUUCGACAAAGAAGCAAUCAGUUCUUCUCAACAUGGCUCUUUCAAAGCAAGUAAGUGAAUUUUCCUGACUCCAAGCAAUGAAUUUGAAGUCUAAUCUACUUUGACAAUAAGGACUAACCUUUAGCUGUAUUUGUAGCACACUCAGACCAUGCCACACCCUAACGACAGUUAUCAAAAGUUACUGAAAAGGCUUAUUCUCAGUUGACUCAGUUACUGCAUAAAAGAUAAAGCUGUAUAAUUUUCUGAUGUUCAGUUACUUGCCUAGUCUGCUAAAAACGGCUGUGUAGCAGACUAUUACUUGCCUUUCUGUGUCAUGGGCGGCUAUUGUUGUUGUUUUUUUUGUUUGUAUUUUUAAAUCUAUUUUUGUACUAAACGUAAUCAAUUGUCUUUCAAGUGGAAUUCUGCGAGACAGUUCUUAUUUAUUUUUAGAGUUUUCCUGAGUUUAAAUACAUUUUGUGUCAAUAACUGUAGACACGAUCCAAAAUGAAAAUUUACAAUACAAUCCUUAGUCACUGCAGAACUAUUCCAAGAAAAAUACCGCGGUAAACUUUAAAUGUCCUUGCACAGACAACGAAACUUUCUGUUUGAAAUUACGAGAAACACUGGACACAACUGUUGUCUUGUGGUGUGCCUCAGUGAAAGCUUUCAUCGAAAUUUUCGAAGAAAACAAAAAUACCUUUUCGGAUAAUUGUUAUUACCAAAAGAGGUAUUUUUAUCGUAAACCACUGACUAAAGUUAGGACAACAAGUACCGAAGAACCCGCGACACUACAAGAGACAUAAUUGAGGACCUGCGCAGUUCAAGCCUCUACCCCAAUAUUCACACAACUCUGCACCUUUUGAUGACCAGUCUCUGAUAGGCCUUUCCCGAUUGCGCUCGUAAAAUCCUAAAAAAGUGCUGGCAAAAAUGGCUAAAAACUACUUGGUUUAUUGGUGUUGAAGUAAAGCAAGAGACUACUGCACCCCCUCCUAAAAAAAAUCCUGGAUCCGCCCCUGCAGAGCCUAUUCUAUCAAUGUUUAACCGGAAAUAUGGGAACGCAUUUUUUCUUUUUAGUAUUUAUUUAAUUAAACACCAAAAAAAGGUAAAAAGGUAAAAGAUCGUUUCAUUCACUGCUUUUGCAGUUAAUUCAUGCGCACUAAUUAUGCAGCAGUUAAUAAAACCGGGUGCGUGGAUUGAUAUUUGCGCGACGUAUAGAUAAUCAAACAAGCAAAUUAAUAAAUGAAUAAAUGAAAAAAUAAUGGUUUUUAUCAUCAUUUUCUUGCAAGACUGGGAUCCUACCUGAAAUGAUUACCAAGCUUCACAUGGAGGGGGUCGUCAAUGGACACUCCUUUGAGGUACAAGGAAAUGGUAGUGGUCAGCCUUACGAGUAAGUUCCAGCUAGUUAAAUGCAGUAGCCUCUUGUUUAAAACAGAUCUCAAACAAUAAACCCCAAACCUCCCACGCUUUUUUUUUUAAGGGACUUUUUCCCUAACACCGAAUCAUUUCAGCCUUAAUCGUGCACGCCUAAAAAAAACGCUCAAAGUAUACUUAUUUUAAAUAGGCAUCAGGGCUCCUGGCAGACCUAGUCUUCUGGUGCAGGAACAGAACCUAAUUACCAUGAUAGCAUGGUUUAUUACGAGUAGCAAAUUCUGACUUCUACUGGUUAUAAACAAGUAUACAAGGGGGGGGGGGGGGCCUUAGCAAACUAAAUAUAAAAUAUGCUAAUUUCUAAUGCGUAUAAACUCUUUCUUUAAAAAGGGGUGUGCAGAAAAUGAAGCUUACAGUCACUAAGGGUGCGCCUUUGCCAUUUUCUAUUGACAUUUUGCUGCCUCAAUACAUGUAUGGAAGCAAGCCAUUUAUCAAGUAUCCUGACAAUAUCCCAGACUACAUCAAGUUGUCAUUUCCUGAGGGAAUCACAUGGGAAAGAACCAUGACCUUCGAAGAUGGUGCAGUGUGCACUGCCUCAAACGACUCCAGGUAAUCGAAACUAAAUUUGAAUAAUUUGAAUUAUUCAAAUAAUUGUUAAAACAAUUAUUGGAUGAGUAUCAUCUGAAGAAUUAUGAAGAUCGAGGGCGGUGUUAUCCAUCAGCCGAGGCGAAAAGUUCUUUAGGUGAUUCGAAAGCCGAAUUCAAUGAUUAUUUUAUUAUUCAUUCAAAAUAAUUCCCAGUUUAAACACAAGCUAAAACAUGCUUACCUUCAUCAAUGCUAAGUUCAUCUUUAAUUGCCUGUUCAUCGGCAAGUUUAGGAGAUUAAGGGUUAUUCAGUACUGCAAAUAUUCUCCAAAUAGCACAUGUCGUCUGUCGAGUUGUCUUCUUGCUGUUCUUGCUAUGUUUUUAGCCAGUAGUUCGCCUAUUUCUUCCCCGUUAAACGAGUAAGUGAAAUGUUCUGCCAUUUUGUACUCGGUAAGCACUUGUUUCCAUAUCUCAAACCUCCCUCUCCCUUUUCACUUACACUUACAUGAAAUGUCUAAGUUUUUUGACUCACAGACUUAAUUUCUACUCAACAAAUGUCGUCAAAGUGCAAGUCUCUUCAAAUUUAAAAGAAAAAAAAAAUUGCGAAUCACGAGCAGGAAUCGAUCCCUGAGUGCUAAAUCUGUAAUCUCAUGCCCUAACCACCAGACCACAGAGAAGUCGUUGCAGGAACUUGGAGUAAUUUAACUAUACUGUAGCGAAAACCCUAACCCUAAAUAAAAGCUAACCGUUAACCCUAAUCACUAUUCUAAGUGUUUAACCCUAAUCAGUAUGGUCAGUGCUUAACCUAAAUCAGUAUUAUUAGUGCUUAACCCUAAUCACUUUUGUCAGGGCUCACUCAUAUAUGUAUACAUAUAUGCAAUUACUUUGUGUAGGCAUCACAAGGUAUCCAAGGGCGGUUUGAGAUAUGCAAACUACCGUUUACCGUUUUGGUUACCAAAACAACUCGGUUAAAUGUUCAGUUUUCUGGCAAGUAUGCUGCACAGUUUACGUCAUUUUUCACAUAUCGCAAAAUUCUUCCAAAUUUGGUGCACAGUAGCUGGUUAUGAUGAAUUAUGCCUGAGAUUUUAGCCAAUCAGAAACGAAGAAAUGUUUUGAAUGAAUAAUAACAAAAAUUAUUGGAACACAACAGUAGAUAUUACCUAUUACCUGAUCCACGUUGCUAAGGAGUAGCUAACUAGGGUUGGUUAUCAACCCUUGUUCAUUAUAACUGCAAAAAAAAAUUUUCUACCCCUGUCAGACAACAGGUGUAGAUGUCCAAUACUUCAACCACUGUGAAUGAACCAAUUAUGUUGACGAAAACACUAGGUCUUCUGUCAGUACAUAGUGGUGCAGAAAUAUGCAAUACAUGUGGUCUGGAAAUCGUCCAGUACUUUUCACCUCUCAAGACUUGCGAAAUAACUUUGAAUAAAAUGUCUUUUUUAUGAAAAGACUCGUUGGCAACUGUUUCAUCUACGAAGUCAAGUUUCAAGGUGUAAACUUUCCCCGAGAUGGACCUGUUAUGCAGAAGAAGACAAAAGGCUGGGAACCGUCUACUGAGAGACUGUAUGAGUGGGAUGGGUGUCAGAGAGGAGAUGUCGACAUGGCCUUGAAGUUGGAGGACGGUGGCCAUUAUACGGUCAACUUCAAAACUACUUACAAGUAAGUUAUUUACCCCUGCGCCUUCACAAUUGCAAUAUAAGCAAAGCGAGACAUUUUUAAAAUUUACUUUUGUCUUAACCCUUCAAGAAUGAUAUCCAUAAUUUGUCAAGAGACUAGGUUAUGAGAACAACAAUGGGAAAAUGCCUUGAUCUUUUACAAGAUUCUCUCAACACAUUCUUUAUGGAAAUGUAUAGAGAUUAGUUUGGAGAAUUUGUAUGUGGAUAUUGGGACUUAAAGGGUUAAACUGUAAAACAAAUAGCCACUACUACGCAAUAGUGCUUUUCGCCUUUCAUGAUGGCUUGUGAUUUUGCACAAUCGUGCUUCUCAUAUUCACGUGGUUUUUUCCGACUCAAACACGUAAAAAACUCAGAAUCAGCUCGUACAGCAUAAUAAACAAUAAGACCACAAGGGAAAAAUAAAUGUACAAAUGGUUGUUUUAAGUGGUCACUACACAGCAUUUCUUCCACAGACCCAAACGUUAGAACCUCGUUGAAAAGCAUUUUAUAAACAGUACCACAAGAAAGUACUGCUUAGUAGCUUUCAGGUCUUACCAUAAGAUUUUAUCCACAGACUCGAAAGCACGUUCAGUCAGAACGAACCAACUCUGGUACAACAUAAUAAAUAGUACCACAGGAAAGUACGUAUAUACCGGCCAAGAGGAUCCAAUUGAAUGAAGACAUGCACUUUUUAGGAUUUCGUCCAAGAACUUAGACGCACGUAGCCAUGUCUCAACGUUCCUCAGGGCUGUGCAUAAUGCACCCGCCCGAUAACGCCGUUCUAAUACUGAGAAGGGGAUUUACGGAGCAAGUUUAUAACUAAGAUUUAAAACAAGAAUAAGAAAUAGUAGAAGUAACUCCAUACAAGUAGGCUACUCCUGAGCCAAGCUAGUUGAGAGUUUGCCAAUUUAUUAUCGCGAUAGCUUUUCAUAUUGCUCGUCCUAACCAGUAUUUGAGAGCAUGGACAGGCUAAAAUUCUCAUAAAGUGCGUUUAAUAUAACUGUACGAGAUUAAAACGACAAUGAACCGUUCUGUAAAAAUUGAACAGUUUGGCCAAAACAAGGCUUAAAUAUCCGAUUUCCUGAUAAUCAACACCAAACUACAAUUAAAACAAGCGAACAAACAUGAAGAGAAAAAGAGAAAACUGAUGGAAGAAGAAGCCGGUAAAACAUGGGCACCCAACGACAAUUUUUGGAAAAUAUCUGUUCGGAAGACGAUUUGAGAUCUAGAAUUUUCGGAACAUUUGUUGUAAAAAUUCUUGCCUGCCUGCUUCUCCUAGGAUUUGAGAACAUCUAAAAAUGGUAUAAUUGCCCAUUUUUAAAGACUUUUUUCCUUAGAAAAGUCACGUAGAAUUUUCGGGAGCCUUUUUUCUGGCUGAAAUUUUCGAAAAGGUAGACUUUCAGCUACGAAAUCCGAACAGAUGAAAAAUUUUGGGGGGGAUAAAAAUAUGCCUAUAUCUUCCGUUUAAAUACUAAAAUACGUUCAACAAUGCUAUGUUUAAGUGGUUUUGAACUAUAUUCUCGUUAAGUGCCCCUGGUAAAAGAAAAAAUAAUUGUUGUCUCAGUUUUUAUAAUGAUCCAUUCCCGAGACAAGACAAAGGGCAAUAACCGAAAAUGAACGUGGAAGAGUAUUAAGGUAGACGUUUAUCAACGAGACAAAUUUUGUGGCUUGAUUUAUUUGCAUGGCAUUUUGAUCGAUUGUUAGUCAGCGUCUAUUUUCAACCUAACAUUAAUUGUUUGUUUGUUUUUUGCAGAUCAAAGAAGAAAGACUUGAAGGUGCCACCGUAUCACUUCGUUGACCACAAACUAGAGCUACUGAGCCACAACAUCGUUGGCACCAAAGAAAACUUUGAGCAAAAAGAAACUGCUCAUGCACAUCUUUCUAGCCUCAACUCCCUUAAUCAGUAA